Molecule: messenger RNA, 6604 nt
Organism: Scleropages formosus (Asian bonytongue)
Lineage: Eukaryota; Metazoa; Chordata; Actinopteri; Osteoglossiformes; Osteoglossidae
Gene: atp2a2a
Product: ATPase sarcoplasmic/endoplasmic reticulum Ca2+ transporting 2a
Exons: 19
Coding region: 619-3753 (1044 amino acids)
Biological process (GO): calcium ion transport
Cellular component (GO): membrane
Molecular function (GO): ATP hydrolysis activity; P-type calcium transporter activity; ATP binding
Source: RefSeq, a predicted model, not a curated record
CCGAUCCACGCGCUCUGUGAAUCGGGUGGCAGAUUUCCGGGCUCGUGCCGUCCAAUGAGCGCUGUCCACAUGCGGGCGGACGGGGGCCGCGGGGACGCGCUUUCAUAAAACGGAGCUGCGCAGGGGAGCGAGUCCACUGGUCACGGUGCGGGAACCGGACUGAGCUCGGAUCCACAGCGACGGUCGCGAACUCGCCGGCGCCAGGCUGGGGAUGAGGAGGACGCCGCCGCAGUGACUGAGCAGCGCGCCGCCGGCUGAAGCUCGGAGCCCCGCACACAUCUGGAGGCCAGCAGGACGUCGGGUCGCGUCCGAUCCGAUCGCAUCUGAAGGACGUCAGAUCGCAGCCCGAACGCGUCCGAUCGCAGGGGGCAUCGCUCUCCUCCGCGGCGCCUCCUCUGGAUUGCGUGCGUGCGUGCGUGCGUGCGUGUGUGUGCGGCGUGCGCGCGUGUGUGUGCUGCAUGCAGACAGCGCGGAGCCCCUAAGGCUUAAGGUCCACCGCAGGGUCUCCGGGAUCCGCGUGCCCGCUCGAGGGACGCCCCACGCUGCUGUUGUUCUCCGCGCACGGCGCCGGUGGGCGAGCAGAGCACGCGCGCGCGCCCGCAGGGGGCUGCUUUCGCCAUGGAGAACGCGCACACGAAGACGGUGGAGGAGGUCUUCAGCCACUUCGGCGUGAACGAGAGCACGGGGCUGAGCCUGGAGCAGGUCAAGAGGCAGAAGGACAAGUGGGGGCCCAACGAGUUGCCGGCUGAGGAAGGCAAGUCUUUAUGGGAACUCGUCCUUGAGCAGUUUGAAGAUUUACUCGUGCGAAUUCUUCUUCUGGCAGCUUGUAUCUCCUUUGUUCUGGCAUGGUUCGAGGAGGGAGAGGAAACCAUCACCGCCUUCGUGGAGCCCUUUGUAAUCUUACUCAUUCUCAUAGCCAACGCCAUCGUAGGUGUGUGGCAGGAGCGGAACGCAGAGAACGCCAUCGAGGCCCUUAAGGAGUACGAGCCUGAGAUGGGCAAGGUGUACCGGCAGGACAGGAAGAGCGUGCAGAGAAUCAAGGCCAAAGACAUUGUGCCUGGGGACAUCGUGGAGGUGGCAGUGGGAGACAAGGUUCCUGCAGACAUCCGCCUCUCUUCCAUCAAGUCCACUACGCUGAGGGUGGACCAGUCCAUCUUAACAGGAGAAUCCGUGUCCGUCAUCAAGCACACGGAUCCGGUGCCGGACCCUCGUGCCGUCAACCAGGACAAGAAGAACAUGCUCUUUUCUGGCACUAACAUUGCUGCCGGCAAGGCGGUGGGCGUGGUCGUGGCCACGGGCAUCAACACCGAGAUCGGGAAGAUUCGUGACGAGAUGACCUCCACGGAGCAGGACAAGACACCGCUGCAGCAGAAGUUGGACGAGUUCGGCGAGCAGCUCUCAAAGGUGAUCUCGCUCAUCUGCAUCGCCGUGUGGAUCAUCAAUAUCGGCCACUUCAACGACCCGGUCCACGGCGGAUCCUGGAUCCGCGGCGCUGUCUACUACUUCAAGAUCGCUGUGGCGCUGGCCGUGGCGGCCAUCCCCGAGGGGCUGCCUGCCGUCAUCACCACCUGCCUGGCACUGGGCACUCGCCGCAUGGCUAAGAAGAACGCCAUUGUGCGCAGCCUGCCCUCCGUGGAAACGCUGGGCUGUACCUCGGUCAUCUGCUCCGACAAGACGGGCACCCUCACCACCAACCAGAUGUCUGUGUGCAGGAUGUUCAUCCUUGACAAGGUGGAAGGAGACAGCUGCUCCCUGAACGAGUUCACCAUCACAGGCUCUACCUAUGCCCCCGAGGGAGAAGUGUUCCAUGAUGGGCGGCCAGUGAAGUGCUCCCAGUACGACUCUCUGGUGGAGAUGGCCACCAUCUGCGCCCUUUGCAACGACUCUUCCCUGGACUACAAUGAGGCCAAGGGUGUGUACGAGAAGGUGGGCGAGGCCACAGAGACGGCCCUCACCUGCCUCGUGGAGAAGAUGAACGUGUUUGACACUGACAUCAAGAACCUGUCCAAGAUCGAGAGAGCCAACGCAUGCAACUCUGUGAUCAAGCAGCUGAUGAAGAAGGAAUUCACCUUAGAGUUCUCCAGGGACAGGAAGUCCAUGUCUGUCUACUGCACCCCCAACAAGUCGCGUUCCACCAUCGGCAAGAUGUUUGUCAAGGGCGCUCCAGAGGGUGUGAUCGACCGGUGCACUCACGUCCGGGUAGGGAACACCAAGUUACCCCUGACCCAGGGCAUCAAGGACAAGAUCAUGUCAGUGAUCCGAGAGUACGGCACGGGCCACGACACGCUGCGCUGCUUGGCUCUGGCCACGCGUGACAACCCACUGAAGAAGGAGGACAUGGUGCUGAUUGACACUGCCCGCUUUGCUGAGUACGAGUCAGACCUGACCUUUGUGGGCUGUGUGGGCAUGCUGGACCCACCCAGGACAGAGGUGGCAGCUUCUAUCCGCCUGUGCCGCCUGGCCGGGAUCCGCGUUAUCAUGAUCACCGGUGACAACAAAGGCACCGCCAUAGCCAUCUGCCGCCGCAUUGGCAUCUUCAGUGAGGACGACGAUAUCAACCGCAUGGCCUUCACGGGCCGCGAGUUUGAUGACCUGUCCCCCAACACCCAACGGGAGGCCGUAAUGAAUGCCCGCUGCUUUGCCCGAGUUGAGCCCUCACACAAAUCCAAGAUCGUGGAGUUCCUGCAAUCUUUUGAUGAGAUCACCGCCAUGACGGGAGACGGUGUGAAUGAUGCUCCAGCCCUGAAGAAGGCGGAGAUCGGCAUCGCCAUGGGUUCAGGCACAGCUGUGGCUAAGACAGCAUCCGAGAUGGUACUGGCUGACGACAACUUUUCCACCAUCGUGGCGGCGGUUGAAGAGGGACGAGCCAUCUACAACAACAUGAAGCAGUUUAUCCGCUACCUCAUCUCCUCCAAUGUGGGCGAGGUCGUGUGCAUAUUCCUGACGGCCGCAUUGGGCUUCCCCGAAGCUCUGAUCCCGGUGCAGUUGCUGUGGGUAAACCUGGUUACAGAUGGUCUGCCAGCCACGGCGCUAGGCUUCAACCCACCUGACCUGGACAUCAUGAACAAGCCGCCACGCAACGCCAAGGAGCCUCUCAUCUCCGGCUGGCUGUUCUUCAGAUACCUGGCGAUCGGAUGCUACGUGGGAGCAGCGACUGUGGGUGCCGCUGCCUGGUGGUUCAUCGCUGCUGAGGAUGGACCCAGGGUCACACUCUACCAGCUGAGCCACUUCCUGCAGUGCUCCCCAGACAAGCCCGAGUUCCAGGACCUGGAGUGUGAGGUGUUUGAGUCACCGUACCCCAUGACCAUGGCUCUCUCUGUGCUGGUCACCAUUGAGAUGUGCAACGCCCUCAACAGCUUGUCAGAGAACCAGUCCCUCCUGCGCAUGCCACCCUGGGAGAACAUCUGGCUACUGGGGGCCAUCUGCCUCUCCAUGUCCCUCCAUUUCCUCAUCCUCUAUGUGGAGCCACUGCCGAUCAUCUUCCAGAUCACACCCCUGAAUAUGACCCAGUGGCUGAUGGUGCUGAAGAUCUCCAUGCCCGUGAUCCUGCUAGAUGAGCUGCUCAAGUUCACCGCCCGAAACUACCUUGAGCCUGGUAAAGAGCUGGAGGGUCUGUCAGCUAAAGGGGGCCAAGGCACGGCACUGUCCGGGCACUCAGAGGGCAUCUCCUGGCCCUUCGUGGCCAUCGCCUUGCCCCUGGUGCUGUGGAUUUACAGCACCGACACUAACGUAUCUGAGAUGUUCCUGUCCUGACUGACAUGAGCACGGUGUGGGCGGAGCCUAACACACAUCUAAUAACAUUAACGAGAGCAGUCUUAACAACAUAGGGAUGGAAAAAGUAACUGACAAGAAGAAAAGACUGAAUUUGUCACCACUUGUAUCAAAGAGCAAUCAUCAGUGAGCUUUUUUUGCCAUCUUGCUUGGAGAAUAUCAUUGUCAGUUUUUUUAAUUGCCUUUUAAAUAUCUAUAUAUUUUUAAUGAAUUUAGAUUUGUCAUGAUGACUAAUUUGAAAUCAGAUAACUUCUCUUUGGUCCUCAUUGGAUGAGUUCAGUUGAGAGAUAUCAAACCUACCCUGUGACAUGUAUAGAGAUUUAUCAAUAUUUUAUGCAAAUGUUUUUGUAUUUUUAUUUUUUAUUUUUAUUUUAAGAGUACUGUUGGGGGGAUGGUGUGGGAUGCAAAUGGCAUGAUGGGUAAAUUUGUUUACUAAUAUUGUACCGUUGUGUCUUCAAUACGACUCCUGCUCCUCCCUGGGCCAACGGCUGAGUGACGCGUGGCACAGGAGGAGGAGCCUGAGCACCGGCUGCGUGUCUCUGUGUGUGUGUGUAUACGCGUGCAUGUGUGUGUCGACUAACGGCACCCAGAGGGACUGGUGCAUUCUGGGGCGAGUACGAAGGUUUUUCUUACACAUUUGUUUGGCCCCCAUCCCCAUGAGUCCAUUCUUGUUUGUGUUUGUUGUUUUUCUGCACUAGGCAGAGCACAGCUACCUCACUGCUAGUACUGACGCUUCUUUGAAGACCGACCGCACACAUACACACACACACUUGCUGAAACCUUCCACAGAAAUUUUCACAAGUCUCAAGGUACAUCCUUGACUGCAAAAAAAAAAAAAGCUAACAUUGUGACUAUAAUUAAGUGGUGGAAAAGGGGAAAAAAAAAAAAAAAAAAAAAAAAAAAGAGUCCCAUGUCCCUAAUCAGACAGGAUGGGGGCGCUCAAGAGGCCGCUGAGGAAGGUUGAAGGUCAUUAAGGCAUUGAGGACUUCGACGUGGUAUUAUCCGGUGUAUACAGGGCAGCAGGUGCCGUAGUUGUUAGAGUUGUUGCGGGGUGGAAAUGACACAUUCUGCUCUGGUACCCUUAUUUACCCUGAAUUUAUAGAGUAGAAAUUACCACACUGUAUAACUCGGUAAAUCAGUGCAAGUAGCUUAGUGUUCAAACCUAACAUUUUAAGUCGCUCUGGAGAAAAGUGUCAGCUAAAUGAAUUCAUGUAAAUAAAAUAACACUGUAAAACACACUCGCCGAGUGUGCGUUUAGGGUACCGUACAAACACUGCGGCAUCUUUACCUGAUUUAUAUCGCUGUAUUAUGAAUAUUUGUGCACAUACUGUACUUGAAUGUGUAGAUAGUUGUCAAGCUGCUGACUAUUUAAUGCGCGGAGCACAAGCAGUCGUGUGGCUCGAGGGACCUGUCGCUGGACACCGUCCGUUCUGUCCUUUAAGGGUUCGACGCUCUCUGCUCCACUGGGGCGUGUUUUAGGGGGCUUUGAUGGUGUGAAGCAUGUAGCCAGUGGGCUUCGUGUGUUUCUAACUGUUUCCCUGCCUUCUAUCAUAGUCGGGCCACGUUACAGCCCCCCUCCCCCACCCUGUGUGUACUACUGUCGUCCUCUCACCUGUCUAACCCUUACAGCUGUUGGGCAGGUAAACAUCCCUCCCCUCCUGGUUCCACUGGCCACCACCCUCUGAGGAGCCCACAAGGUGUCCUUCAUCAAAAGGGGGAGGCAAUGGAACCCAGCACUGGAGGGGGUGGAGUUAGGCAGGUCUUUAAUCUCAGGAGUACCAAUUGAAAACAAGGAGGACUGACUGCAGGGAUAGUGUUGCCUUGUAGGGGGCAGAUAGCAAAAUAAAACACGACUUGAGCAACCUGAACCCCCCUCCCCCCCAAUGGAGGUCUGCCGCCAUCCCUCCACACCUGUCCUCCUUCUUCUCUACAUGCUUCCUGUUGCAUCCGUUUCCCCCUAAUUCUCCUCUCUCUCCUUCUCUCUGCAGCUCGGGACUUGUAAGCUUGCAAAAAGGAAAAAAAAAACAAGCCCUUUGCAGGAAGCGUAAGGUUGUGUUUUAGUGUUGUGCAUGUGUGUUGUGGGCAGCACCACAUCUUCCAAAGACCUGCAUGUAAAAGCCAAGAGAAGGAGUAAAUAAUUAUUUAAAAUAAAAUACAGGAGUUAUCAAAAAACGACUGCAGAAAUCAUACCGAAGUGACAGAGGACAGACGGACAGUCAGUGACAAGGUGUUACGGGAGGCGGCGCCGUUACCCCAGCGCCGCUCUUCGAAAGCAGGACAGCCGGCCACACGGCCCCAUGCCCCCCCUCCCCCCGGGGGCCCAGCUUAGCUUAACCCUUCAACCUCGGAGACGUGAAAGGGCGCUUUUUCAGGCCGCCUUUUUAAACUCUUGUGUAAAAUGUCAGUUUUAUAUCAAUGUACAAUGUACCGCAGUGCAUGUCCUCCAGCUGGAAGUAGUCAAACCUAUUUUAUCAGAAAUUUAUAUAUAUUAUAGCUAUGUAUAAUAUUGCAGCAUUAAGGUCUAUAAAGGUAUCCAUUUAUAAACUGUUUGAAUGUUGGAAUGGCGGAGCUCAAAGUCACCAGUUCUUGAUUUUUGUCUUUUUUUUUGGGGGGGGGGGGGGUAGAUGAUUGGUGCAAAGCAACCAAGUAGUUUUUUUCUCCAUUGUAACUUAUUGAAACGAGGUUCUGCGGGACCCGGGCCGGUGACGUCGGGCCCCAAGGGAUGUGGCGUCUCCCCAGGACAUAUGCGCAUCCCACACAGCUCAGAACUUCCGUUCAUCCAGGUGCUGAUGACUGUAACGUGCAUCACAUGACUUGUGGUUUCAGUUCAAUA